This is a messenger RNA of Parnassius mnemosyne (clouded apollo), 3183 nucleotides long. Lineage: Eukaryota; Metazoa; Arthropoda; Insecta; Lepidoptera; Papilionidae. The record is from the annotation of a GenBank genome assembly.
AUGUCUGAAAGUUCACCAGACGACUCGAUUCCUAAACGUAAAGAUUUCAUUUGUGGUGUCGUCGAAGGCUUUUACGGUCGUCCAUGGACCACUGAACAAAGAAAAGACUUAUUUCAAAAAUUAAAGAAAUGGGGAAUGGAUAUAUAUGUUUAUGCACCCAAGGAUGAUUACAAGCAUAGAGCUUACUGGCGUGAGUUGUACACGGUAGAAGAGGCGGAGCAUCUUACGUCUCUGAUAGCUGCUGCCAAGUUGCAAGGCAUCACUUUCUGUUAUGCACUCUCUCCGGGCCUUGAUAUUACUUACAGCAGUCAGAAGGAGAUUACAACUUUGAAGAGAAAGCUAGAACAGGUGUCCCAAUUUGGCUGCACAUGUUUUGCGCUACUUUUUGAUGACAUUGAACCUGAGAUGAGUGAGGCAGACAAACAGAUCUUUCAGAGUUUUGCACAUGCGCAAGUAUCUGUAACCAAUGAAAUCCAUCAACAUCUGGGAUGCCCACGUUUCCUGCUGUGCCCAACUCAGUAUUGUUCUACUAGGGCUGUACCAACGGUCAAUAGUUCCGAGUAUCUUAUAACACUUGGCAGUAAGCUGUCACAGCAGAUUGACAUUAUGUGGACAGGUCCUAAAGUUAUAUCGAAGACUUUGACAACAGAAUGUAUAGAAGAAAUCACUCAGGUACUAAGACGACCGCCGGUCAUCUGGGACAAUUUGCAUGCGAACGAUUACGACCAGAAAAGGAUAUUUUUAGGGCCUUAUUGCGGACGAUCGCCGGAAUUGAUCCCGUUGCUUCGAGGUGUGCUAACCAACCCUAACUGCGAAUACAACGCAAAUAUGAUCCCGAUAUGGACUCUGGCUCAUUGGGCGAGCUGCAGUCUCGACGCGCCUGCGCAUAUGGAAGCUGUUUCCUGGGAUAUCAAGCUGGAACGCGAGGGUGAACAAGGCGUCUGUGAAGACGAGGUCCCUCUCACUCUCGGCAAGCAUGUGUACCACCAUCGACAAGCGUUAAGACAAGCAAUAAAUGAAUGGCUCCCUGAAUUCUCUAUACCGAAGACAGCACAAGGACCUGUUAUAAAACCGCAGCCACCUGUCACAGUGCCGGCGGUGCCGAUCGUGCCGAUCCUGCCGUCGGUGAACACGUGCAUGUCGCUGGUGACGGCCACCAGCAACACGGCCACCACCAGCACGGCCGACAUGUGCGGGCCCGCGCCCUGCAUCCCCACCGUCAACACGAGCCAGCUGCAGGCGCUGGCCGACGUCUGCUCCGCCUCGCCCGACCGCCCCAUCAUAUCCAGUGUGGUCUCGCCAGUAGAAAACUACAAUCCAGUAUUAAAUCCCGUUAUGAACUCACUGGUUUCACCGACUAAAGUGAUAUUAAAUGAGUCAAUACCAAAUCCAAUCAUUCCAAUCGCCAGCUCCAACAUGUCUUUACCGUCAGAAAUACCUGUUUCCACACUACCGGUGCCAAUUCUCGGCCUCAAAGCAAUAGAAGGCAACAGUGAGAAGAUGGCAGAUCAGAAUAUGAUGGAGAAGAUUGGAGAUGGAAAUGAGACUGUAUCAAACGAUAGUGUGCUAGAAAGUACGAGUUUCAUAGAAGAAAUAAAGAAGGAUAAGGAAGCGGAACACGAAACUGAUCCAAUAAUUGUGGAUGAUGUAGAACCGCCAGUGGAAGUACUUAGGAAUGGCGAAAUGAGUGUUGGAGAUACUCCCCAAACACUAAGUCCAAGUCGGCGGUCCAUUCCCGAAGUGGGUAUCGAGCCUCUGGACGUAGAUCCACCGUCGACAACGGCCACAGAUUCUGAUAUCGUCAUGAAUGAUGGUCUCAGUGAGAAUGGUUCCAUGCAAGUGGAGCCAAGCAACAGUCCACUUAGCGGCGACAUGAUGGUGGAACCAACCGAGCCGACCGACGAUGUCGACGAACCGGCGUUAGAAACGAGUGAGCUGACAACGGAUGACCUGAUGUUGUUGUGCGAUUUGUUCUACUUACCCUUCGAGCACGGCUCCCGAGGCCUGCGGCUUCUUCACGACUUCAAUUGGCUCAUCACACAUGCGGCCAGCAUGUUGCCCAGGGGGAAUAAAUCUGAGACGGGGGAGUGGCGGCGUCGGCUGCGGCGGUUCUUGUGGUGGGCGGGGCGCGCGCGGCGGCUGGCACGGAGGCUGGGCGGCGCCGCCAACCGCGAGCUGCACGCGGAGCUGCAGCCCUACGUGUGGGAGCUGUGCGCCGUGCUGGCGCUGCUCACCGCCUUCCUGCGCUGGCUCGAACUUGGCAAAUUCCCUCCAAAUAUAACAGCCAACACACAAGGAAGUUACACAUGGUUCUCGAAGGGUUGGCGCGAAGCAUUCGAGAGUGGUGCUCAAGAGCCCUGGGUGUUUCGGGGCGGGUUGACAGCAGACUUGCGGAGGCUUCUGCCAAUCGAGUGCACCGGAGACGUUCUAAGACCACAGACCGUACCAAAUGGUUUACCACUCACUAUCCGACCGUACACGCCCGCCGAUGAAGAAGCGGUAUCGACGAUUUGUCACAAAACAUGUCGCGACGGCUCCGACUGUUCUGACCUCUUCCCUAGCGAUCUGCAAACGCUCCCGGCGGACAGGCUAGUAGCGCCAUUUUUAACCCUAGCGCCAGAGCUAUGCAUGGUCAUAGAAGACGACGAGGGCUGCCUGCCACAAGACACAGAUGGCGCUGAAGUCGACGCUGAUUACACGGAGGACAAGUCCGACCCUGUACUGGACACAAAGAUUAAUGGUGUCAAGCCAGAAAUAGUUGGAUACGCAUGCGCAGCUCUUAACGCGAAAGAGUUCUACAAGAAACAAGAGAUCGCUUGGAUUCCGGAGAUGUGUAAAAAGUAUCCCGAGGAGCUAACCGAGAGAGAAGAUCUCAGUCCGGCAGCUAAGGAGUGUGUGCGGCACUUCCACGCGUGCGGGGCGGGUGCGGCGCGCGCGCCCGACAGCGUGCUGCGCGCGCACCCCGCGCUGCUGGCGUGCGGCGUGCUGCCCGCCCUGCGCGAGCCGCACGCCGCCGCGCGCCUCGUCACCUGCCUCCUGGCCGCCCUGCGCGCUAACGGAAUAAAUGGCGUCCACGCGUGUAUCAACACUACGGACCAAUACCUGCAUCAGUUUUACAGCAAGCUGGGAUUUGUGGAAAUAGUUCGCGAAGGGGGAAGAGUGUUCCUCGCUCGAUCAUUCUAG